Molecule: messenger RNA, 4310 nt
Organism: Sitophilus oryzae (rice weevil)
Lineage: Eukaryota; Metazoa; Arthropoda; Insecta; Coleoptera; Curculionidae
Product: pleckstrin homology domain-containing family G member 2-like
Exons: 13
Coding region: 247-3486 (1079 amino acids)
Molecular function (GO): guanyl-nucleotide exchange factor activity
Source: RefSeq, a predicted model, not a curated record
UUUGACGUUCGAACACGCGCGUAACAGUUCGUAACAGCGCGCCGCAAAAAAUCGCGAGCACAAUCACAACAUCCGGCGCGGAGGAACGGAAACGCAUAGUUUUUCCGCUUUGUAUUUUUACUAUUUUUUUCCUUGGUCAAUUAUCGACGGUCUUUAAUUUUUUCCGUUGGUUUUUCUUGUGAAAUGUGACCCAUAUUAUUUUGUUCCGUUUGCGUUGUUUUUAGUUGUGGAUUUAUCAGUGUGAACAUGAACGCGAGGGAUACCUGCAGGGAUGACAGUUGGGAAGAUUUUUUCGGAUCAUCACCAGACCUGAUGCCCAGUAUCAUGGGAGCGUUCGACGCGUACCUCACCCAAAAGAAACAGCGCGACCACAACCCUGAGGAGGACACCCAUCAGUUCAAAACGUCCACGCAAACCAGAAGAUCUCACCAGCUCAACAACUUCGCCCACCUCUCGCCCUGCGUGCAGAAGAUCCUGAGCCACGUGCCCGAGCAGGAGAUCAGCAAGAAGUUCAGCUCCGAAGAGACUCUGAUCUCCAAGAGGAACAGGAUGGGGUAUAGGAGUCUCAGAGGCACUGAGAAAAUGAAUAUUUUGAACAAGAGUAACGAGAGUUUAGAUUUAUCCCCAGGUGUUCACAAGCUUCUGUCCAACCUUCAAGAUUCGGAACUGGUGAUCAGCGCGACUAACCUUCACGUGCGGACGUUGACGUCCAACGAUUCCUAUCUCCAUUCGCUGGAAAAUCGGCCGAAAAAUGCCACUCUCGACCGCCAACCGUCCUCGCUGAUCGUCGAAACGUCCACGAUCUGCGAAUCGGAGACAAAACUAGGGGAAGACGAGGUAAAAACGCCCCUCGAUCAGUGCGGAAACUACGUUCCCCUAGGCAGCUACCUGCAUUCGGGGAAGGGGAUAGCUUCCAGGAUGCCUGUAGGCAGGAAACAAAUGGGAAAAUACCUUCAGGUGCCUAGCGAGAGUUCUGGAGUUAGUGCGAGUACCAGCAGUCCAACUUCAUCCUCGGAAGUCUCCAGGCCUGUUUCCAUGACCAGUCUGGCCUCUUCUUCUUCGGAAAGCAGCGGGGGACAUCCCCAACCCUGUUCAGCUUACCUGGCUUCGGUGGAAAGUCUGGACAGCGACCCUGAACCUGGAGGAAGUCAAGGCUCCGCAGAUAGUGGCAUCGCCGAGCAGGAGCAAAUUCCGAUCAAGCCCGAGCAGAGGGUACUGCAGGAAGUGCUGGACACUGAAACGGUUUACGUUGCCGAUCUCAAUGAAGUCAUAACGGGCUAUCUAAUUCCAUGGCGUAACGACCCUUUGUGUCCACUGGCUCACUGUUUGACCGAUCUCUUUAGUAACAUAGAAGAAAUUUGCAAGUUCAACAGAGAAAUAUUAGAAGAUAUUCGUAGAGCAAAUUUAGACCCCAGCAAAACGGCGAACGUCUUUCUGCAGCACGACGCAGGUUUCAGGGUAUACAACGAGUACUGCGCGAACUACCCCCGUACCAUGGAGGUACUCAGCGAGUUGCAGAAAGACGAACACAUGGCACCACUGUUCAGGGAGAAGCAACAGCAUUUGCGGCACGCUUUACCUCUUGGCAGUUAUUUGUUGAAGCCUGUACAGAGGAUUUUAAAGUACCACCUUCUUUUACAGAGAUUGUCGAAACAAUGCGAAGGCAAUCACAAAUCAACGGUUGAUUUAGCACUGGCCACAAUGACCGCUGUUGCUUCUGAAAUCAACAACAUGAAAAAGAAGCAUGAAUACGCUGUCAGAGUUCAGGAGAUCCAAUCUCAGCUCUAUGGUUGGACAGGACCGGACUUAACAACCCUGGGAGAACUGAUUGCGGAGGGUAGUUUUAGGGUGCAGGGUGCUAGGGGAAGAAGACAUGUUUUUCUUUUUGAAAAAGUACUACUUCUGGCCAAAACCAAGACCGCCGGGGCCCUAGCUUACAAAACUCAUAUUGAGUGUUCUAAUUUGAUGCUAGUGGAACAGGUCAGAUCAGAUCCCCUAGCGUUUCAAGUUCUACCUUUUGACAACCCUAGACAGCAGUGCACACUAAGAGCCAGAUCUACACAUCACAAAAGAGAAUGGACACUGCAAAUAAAACGAGUUAUCUUGGAAAAUUACAGUGCUGUCAUUCCGAAUCACGCUAGGCAGUUAGUUAUGCAACUGGGGCAAGACGUCACGGAGACUGAAGAUGCGUCUGAGAAAUGGUCACCGUUGAAGCACAAUUCACCUACGCCGCAUUAUUUGGAGAGAAGGUCCAGAAGAAAGACGCAGGAGCUGAUGAAGGACCAAAGAUCGGCUUCGCAGGACAGGAUGUUUCCCGCUUUGGGUAGCUGGCGACGGAAAUCUGAACCCAGCAUGAUUCCACAAGUGUACGAUUCGAAAACCGUCCCGAAAAAAAUCUCCAAACUGAAGAAAACCAAGGAAACUGGCAGCUCCACCUUCUACACGGACAUCUCCGACGUAGACCAAAAUGGCGAUCCCCCCAUCUCCGACACCGAUACCGUCCACACGGAGGAGGAUUCCCCCCAUUCCCGAGACACCGUCGACCAUUCCCCCCACACGUACGGCCACGACAUCAAGCAAAUCGUGUCGGAUUUGCUGAUGCAAAACGAGGAUUUCAAAAAGGUGCUGAACAGGGAACACACCAGGCAUCCCAGAAGGAAUAUUAAUAGCGAACCUGGACCGUUGUGGUACUACGAGGAGAGGUUGGAGUUGCCCAACAAGGCCGAUUCGUUGCCUAGGUCGUUCCAGUUGAACGAGCCGACGGAGGAGGGGGAGGAAAGAGGGAGGAAUGAAGGAAGGAGGGUUGGAGAGAGUAGUAAACUGAACGGGUGUCGGACAGAAGGAGAAUUAUCGUCUCAAAUGACCGACUCCUCCGACUACCCCGAGCACAAAAUCUACCGAAAAUCCGCCAUCCGCACCAGCCUACUUCAACGCAUCCGCACCCUGAUCUCCGAGGACCAGAAACGCCCAGCUAGGCAUGUUGCGCACGACACCAACAAAGCCACCGGUGAAAAACUGGCCAAUCCCGACUACGUCGACCCCCAAAAACUUUUUAUCGCCUCCAGAACGAACAGCGAGCUCAACAUCUCCUCUGAAUCUAGUCAUACCGCAGAAAAAAACCGCCUGUAUCGAACGUCACCCUCUGACAGUUACUAUGAAUCGAUCUUGGACAAUUCUCUGACGGAGGAAUACGUUAGGGACAAGACUACAGGGAAAAUGGUGGUGAAAUCGGAUAGUUUUAACAGUUCAGAACGCGUGAGUUUCGCGAGGCCUGGAAGGGUUCCUCCUCCAAUACCUGCGAAGCCUUUGAGGUUAACAAUGUCGAAACCGAGGACCAGUAGCAAUCAAAUUACGUCACAAAGUAGUAUUUUAAAUGAUAAUGAUAAGGGUAAUAGUAGAGAAAAAAGCCUGAAAGUGCCGCAGAAGACUGUGAAUGGAGGCAGCUCAACUAGUUGGGUGAAGUCUAUGGUGGAUAGGUUUGAAUGACAUGAAAUUUUUUGACCACAGAAUUGAGAAGGUUAUAGUGGAUAUGUUUGUUUAAUUAUUCUGCGUUAUGACCCUAGAUCAUAUUAUAUACUUACGUGGAUAAGUAAAUAACUUCGGAAACUGUCGCAAACAUAUCAACGAUUUCCAUUUAUCUUCUUUUUUUGUUGCACACGCAGUGCUUCUCUCUGUCUAUCCUUGUCGAGGACCUAUAUCGUCCACGCGCCAAAUUUGAACAUAUAAUAUUCAAGUAAUGUCGCAUAUAUACAUUGAAUAUAAAAUUUUAUAAAUUUAAUUUGUAAAAUGCAUAUAUAUUUGAAUAAUAAAUUGUAUGUCUGUCACAAAAAUUAAAUUAAGUAGGUAUAUAAAAAAAACAUUUAGCCACUCCGUACCAAUAGCAAUAUUCUUAGGAAAUCUAACUAGAAAGUAUGCAUGUGGUUUAAUAUAAGGAGAAGAACAACUGAAUAUGAAAAGGUAAUUCGGGGACCUUUUUUAAAACUUCAACACACCAAACACUUUCUAGUCAUUUUUACGAGUAUUUAGAAAGUCCAACGGAAAAAAAAGAAAUAUAAUUUCAAAAACUUAAAAUUAACUUUUCACUGAACACACUUUUGCAUCCUUGGCUAUAUAAAAGUAGCCGAUAAAAGAGUAAUUAAUACAAUUUUUAUAAUAAAAAACACAAAAAACAAACGUCGUUACACAAUGAAAAUAAGAUUGACAAGAUUAUGACAAUAUAAUGACAAUAAAAAGUUUGUUUCCAUAACAAUGUAUAAUUUGUACCAUAGAUAUAAAAGAAAAUAAUCUACUAUUAAGAUAGAUAUGAAACU